UGAUAAGGAUGUCAGAAACGCAUACAAUGUGAUAUGUUUGUGAAUUGUAACUAAACACACUCCGUAUAUCAUCUUAUUAUUAAGACUACAGUUUAGAUAGCAGAAGGCUGUCUCUUUAACUUUAAAAUUAACCCCAUAGGAAUGGUGUACGGUUACAGGAAAUCAUCCAGAUAUAAUGACUACACAUGUGAGAAUCAUUUACAGUAUCCGAUUUGUUUAUUCUGAUGGCAGAGAGACAGCCACUUCUUUGCUCUAUGGAAAAAAAGUUCUGUGUUACGUUUUAGAUUUUGUGAUGGCAAACGACAUUACAGCAUACCUGAGUGUACAUAAGCCUGCGUUUAUAAAAGAAAAUGGAAAUCCAUUUUCAGUCAAUCCGUUGAAGAAUUGGAAAUGUCCAAAAAAGGGAACCUGCCUACUGAUGCAUACAAAGAAAGAAAACGCUGAUAUCAAGAUUAAUAAUGUACCUGUAAAAGAGAAAUCAGUUGUAGAUGAGUUAACCAAAGGAAAUGAGAAAACAGUAAUCACCAUUUCCUGGAAUCGUGGUGCAGUGGUUAUUACGACCUGGAUCGUUUGUUUGUGCAGUGUUCUAAUGGGGGGGAAUGCUCAAAGGUGCAUGGAAUCGUUGCCUACUUUGAAAAAGAUAUCAUCAUGUCCAGUUAAUGCUGCACAAUGGAAUGCCGCAGCACUGCGGAAGAGAUGCUCCAAGGUUGAACAGUCAUGUUGCUCACGAAAAGAUUUUGUAUAUCACUGCUUAGUCAACGCUUUUGGGAAUGAGACAGUAGAAGUGUGUGCUCAACGCAGGAAAACAAAUUACUGUGUUGAAUUCAAUAGUCUGGGUGCAUUAAUACAACCAAAUUUUGAAAUGAAUUGUACUAGCAGUACGAUUCAUUGUGGAAAGUUUUAUAAUUCAACUGAUAUGUAUAAAGUGCCACAAUGUAUUUUGGUAUCGAAAUUAAAAGUAAAUACCACACAAAGUGAAACAGCACAACCUCUCACUUUGAAUACAAUUUCAACAACAAGAGCAAAUUUUCAUUCGACAUCUACAUCGUAUUUUGAGAUCUCAACUAAAAGACCGAGAAUAUCAAGAAAUACGGGACAGUCCUCAGCUUGGAUAUAUGCUAUUAUAAUAGUAGUGCUAGGAUUAUUUGGAUAUGCAAUCUAUACCAUUUAUGCAUUCAUCAAGUUCUUAAUGAAACGUAGAAAACCCCAUAAAACAAAAAUGAAACAAGAAACAAGAAAAGAAAAUGAUGUUGCAGAAUACAAAGAUUUAGUUUCAUGUCAUUGUAUGGAAGAUGUGAAUAACCAUGACUGUCUUGAUGUUCUGGAAAACAAUGUGUCUUGAAUAUUUUCUAUGCCAAAUUCAUUAAAAAAUUGGCAAUUUUUUUUUUACAUGAUCUCUUUAAUAUAUUUGU
Molecule: messenger RNA, 1412 nt
Organism: Saccostrea cuccullata (small rock oyster)
Lineage: Eukaryota; Metazoa; Mollusca; Bivalvia; Ostreida; Ostreidae
Exons: 10
Coding region: 176-1342 (388 amino acids)
Source: RefSeq, a predicted model, not a curated record